CCCUUUUCUCUCACUCAGUUGUCCAGGAGUAAGCUGCAAGUUGUUACCCCAACUGAGAGCUCAGAGAGCAGGCGAGAGAUCAGAGGGGAGGGAGUCAGACGGCAAAUGGGAGCAACGGGUCUGAGGAACCGAGUAAAACUGGAGUUAGACUGAGUAAGAGGGCAGAAUCGAGUGUGAGGUGCUCAUUGCCUGGGGGCUCUGCUUUCUGUGUAAAAUGCUGUGUGAUACUCUGUCAGGCAGUGUGCUGUUGGUGUUCUCUGCGCUCUGGGCUGCCUGUGCCUUAGGCCAGCGCCUGCGAGAGCAGGACGUCCUCUGCAAUGAGCACGGCUGCUAUGUGCUUUACUAUCAGUCCAAGACUUUCUUGGAAUCAUGGAGGAGCUGCAGGCAGAAGAAUGGAAGUCUGGCUACGCUGACCCACCCGGAGGAGGCGGCAGAGGUACGGAAGCUCUUUUCAGGUGUGCAGCUGUAUGAGAGGCAUGCCCGCGUGCGAGUGUGGAUCGGUCUGCAGAGGCAGCCGCGCCAGUGCUCCAGCACCCACCCGCUCCGAGGAUUCACUUGGACCACCGGUGACCAGGACACCAAGUACACCAACUGGCUGCAGGGGGACGCACCUGAAAGGUGUUCCUCGCCACGCUGUGUACACAUGAGCUACAGCACUGCCCCUAGCGAGAGCUACAGGAACUUCAAAUGGGAAGACACCACAUGCUCACAUCCUGUGGAUGCGUUCCUGUGCCACUAUGCCUACAAGGGGAUGUGCCCACUCAUCCAGGCUGAGGGUGGGGGUCCUGUACGGUACUCCACCCCCUUUGACUUUCUCAGCACACAGAUCACUCACGUGCCUUUAGGCUCCCUGGCCACCAUUCCCUGUCCGGGCAGCACUGUGCCAGACCAGACAGCUUUUUGUAUCCUGAGGAAUUAUGAGAAAGUGAUCUGGUCCAAAAACAGCUCUUUUUGUUCCGAGGAAUUACCGGACUUGUGCCAGCGAGACAAUGGAGGAUGCCAACACACCUGUAGGAUGGCAGGCACCCAAUAUUACUGUGAGUGUGACAGUGGUUACAUUUUAGAAGAUGAUGGGCUCACAUGCUCUCCAGGUAAUGAUUGCCAGUAUGUGCAAUGUGAUUUUAAAUGUGUACCCAGCUCUGAAGGGUACCUAUGCACGUGUAUGGAGGGAUACCUGCUGGCAUCGGACAACCACAGCUGUGUGGAUGAAGAUGAAUGCCUGCAGAGCCCCUGUCCCCAGCUCUGUGUCAACACUCCAGGCUCCUUCCAGUGUCAUUGCCUUGAAGGCUAUCAGUUUGAUGAGACCGGCGAUUGUGUAGACGUGGACGAGUGCCUGGAUAACCUCUGUGAGUACGCCUGUCAGAAUACCGCCGGCUCCUAUAUCUGCCACUGUGAGCCUGGCUUCUCUCCUGUGCCUGAGGAUCUCAGCCGCUGCCAGGACACCGACGAGUGUCAGAUACCGGGCACCUGCCAGCAGAUGUGUGUAAAUUACGAGGGUGGCUUCGAGUGCCAUUGUGAGGAAGGGCAAGCUUUGCAAUUGGACAACUACUCCUGUAAGCCCAUCCCAGAGACUGAGGAGCUCUCCAGUACCACGGCCUCUUAUCUGCCAUGGGACGCCAGCCUAUCACAGAUUCCAGACUUCAUUUGGCCACAGUGGCCAGAGAAGGACUGGCAGACCGAACCUCCAGCUUUGGCCUGGUGGACAGAUCAACCCAAGCUGCCGGCUCCCAACCCGAAGGAGCUGACUGAGAUCCUACAAGAUGAAAAAACCAGCAGGCCAAAUGAUGACACCCCAAGCUGGGAUGAAUCUGAUAGUGGGGAUCGGACGCCAUACCCUCUAACAUCUUCUCCAGUUGGCCCAUCCUUCCCCUACUGGUUUCAGACUGAAAUCACAGACAACCCUUUGACUUCCUUCUCUAACUUCAUAACGUCUCCCAAUGCAGAGAAAAGCGACGUACCACGAGGAACCAAAUUACACAACGGAGACAAUGACAGGCCUGAGACAGCAAACUCAGACUGGCAGACAGCUUUGCCACCAGCCUCCACUCUCAGUCUUAUCUUCCCUACCACACAUACUGAGGAGUUUACAAAAAGGAAUAACACACAACAUAAAGACAACACCUGGUUGCUUGUGGCAUUGCUAGUGCCCCUCCUCAUCAUUGUGCUGGCAUUGGUGGUACUGGGCAUUGUGUAUGGUACCCGAUGCGGCAUCAGGCCACGCAAUAAAACUACAUCUGACUGUUACUAUUGGAUCAGUGGCUCUGGAGACAAAGUGGACCCUCCUAAGUCCCAGAUUUAAGCUGGUGGUCAAGGAAGGAGUCAGUGAUAAUAGAAGAGUAAAGGAAUUUUAAAGGGGGUAAGUAUUUUUUUUAACAAAAAGGGCCAGGGGUUCAUGUGGAGAGCACAGGACUGCGGCCUCAGGUCCUGCCAGGGACCUAAGUGUAGAAUACCCUUGGAGAAAGGGGGACUUUCUCUCCAAACCAGUGACAAUUUACCUUCUUGAAAGGACUUGAGAACAUGUUUGCAAUGCUCCAAGCCAAAUUUCAUCGGUAUACUUAAAAUCUUUAAUUGUUAUGUGCAAACGGACCUUGCUAAAAUUCCAAAGAAAGCCAUGGGUGGAAAGAGUAAGAAUGAGAUCUGAUGAAUAGUGUGCGAAAAUCUUUGAGGCUGACUUGUGAAAUUACAAAUCUUAAUAUAGUGCUAAGUAAGCCUCCCCUACAUGUUCUUUGCUAGCUGUAAAAGGUGUUAAUGAUUACAUAUUAGUUACAAUGAUAAUCACAAGUGCAUAGAACUUGAUGAAUCUGGAUGAGUUUCUUAGACGUGUAUUUUUUGCAGCAUGUCUUGUAAUUCCUUCAUGUAAUUGUCUUCAAUGCUGUGGUUUUACUACUGAUUUGUGGAUGCUAAGCUUGGUCUUUUAGGAAUAGUCAUCUCCUCAUAUGAAAUAAGAAAAUAAAAAAUAGUGAGACUCAGAGAAGCUACAAGAUUCAUGGCAACACAUCACACCAACUUCAUCACUUUUGGUGGAUUGGAAGAAUUUUCAGCACUUGAAUCUGCAGGUUGGCAGGGAUUCUGAGAAAUCUCUACAAAUUCCCUGCAUUCCACCAAUCUCGGAAUGAUUCCUGCAAGCUCCAGGAGGACAGUUCCCCUACAUCUGCUGUUGCCAUGGCCUGCAGCGCCCCCUGGGAAGUUUCAGAGGCAUAGAUGUAAACCCAGUUAAUUCUUGGUUUGGAAGUGUCUCAGAGGGUUGAAAUCAAAUAUUCACUAGGACUUAAGUCUGUGUGCUUUUCACUUUCAAAACAUGCUAAGUUCCCAUCUACUGUCUACUGGAAAUUACCCAGGCAAAUGGAUGUAAAUAAUGUGUUACAUAUUUGACACAAAUAACAUGUUUCUAUUCACCUUAAAGUCAGCACAGUCUUAAGCGAUAAAUGUUUUUCAACUUAUAAUCAGUUUGUCUAGAAAUCGUAAGACUACAAAGAACUAGACAGAGAAGCAAAAUGUAAUAUGAUAGAAAUGCAAUAUAUUGUACAGUGGAUUUUUAGUGUAUGCUAUUUUUCUCUCCCAUUCAAUCUCAGAAGGAGGCAUCUGGAUAAAAAUGAAAUAAAAUAAACAACAAUUUUUCUAUUAGACAUGAGGACAUGAGAGUCAACUUUAAAAGCCUGUCACAAAACAAAGCUCAUUUUAUCUUGUAAUUUUUUUCCACAACCAACAAUAAAUGGCAGUAAACUUUCUGAAAACUA
Molecule: messenger RNA, 3737 nt
Organism: Paramormyrops kingsleyae
Lineage: Eukaryota; Metazoa; Chordata; Actinopteri; Osteoglossiformes; Mormyridae
Biological process (GO): cell migration
Cellular component (GO): external side of plasma membrane; extracellular matrix
Molecular function (GO): calcium ion binding; extracellular matrix binding; extracellular matrix protein binding
Source: RefSeq, a predicted model, not a curated record